UCUAAUACUCCGUAGGCUGGGAACGAGGAGUCAAGUCUGUCUGCUGGCUGGGGCGAUUGGAAACCAAAAUGGUGGACACGGGAGAGCAAAACACGGAUCUAAACUAACUUUCAAUGUUUUGUAGCUAUGCAAUAAAGCUUUUAUAGUAGUUAUGUCGGAAAGUUUAGAAGCUGAUCAUGCCUAGAAAAGGGAACGGGCAGCUACCGUUACCGGAGGGUUGGGAAGAGGCGAGGGACUACGACGGAAAAGUGUUCUUCAUCGACCACAAUACAAAACAGACCAGUUGGGUUGACCCAAGAGACAGGUUGACCAAGCCCCUGUCAUUUGCGGACUGUGUGGGAGACGAGUUGCCAUGGGGAUGGGAGGCAUCAUACGAUCCUCAGAUUGGCACCUACUACAUCGACCACAUCAACAAGAGCACCCAGCUGGAGGACCCGCGCGCUGCGUGGCGGGGCCAGCAGGAGAGGAUGCUCCAGGACUACCUGAGGGUGGCGCAGCACUCGCUGUCUGCCCACCGGCAGCUGUACCUGGUGAAGGAGCAGCGCCUGGCCCUGGCCCUGGACCACUACACACACCUCAACCACGCCUACAAGGCCACCUCCAGGACCAGCCUGUUAUCAAGCUCGUCUUCCAGCACCAAGUAUGACCCCGACAUUCUCAAGGCUGACAUCUCCACCACCAAAGUCAGGGUAAACAAGCUGAAGAGAGAACUGACUCAGAUGAAGCAGGAGCUGCUGUAUAAGGAACAGGGCUUCCAAACCCUGCAGCAGAUCGACCAGAGGUUGUGUGGGGAGCAGAGUGGGUUCUGUCUCACCGAGGCUAAGGCCAUCGUGUCGGAGCUCAAGUCCCUCCGCAAGGCCAUCAGCUCUGGGGAGAAGGAGAAGCAGGAUCUCAUCCAGUGUCUUGCUAAGCUAAAGGAACGGUUCCAUGUGGAACCUAGUCGUUCGGAACCAGACCUGAGGAACCCAGCAGGUUCUAACCUCCAGCUGACUAGAACAACCCUGGAGACUGGUUCUCAGACUGACGUUACUGGAGAGGUGGGACUGAGAGGCAGGUCUUCCCUGGCUGAAAAGGUCAAGCUCAGUCUCCAGUAUGAGGAGGCCAAGAGAAGUCUGGCCAACACCCAGGUGGAGCUAGCAGAUCUGGAGGUGGAGGGGGCGUGUCCGGGGGAGGUGGAUGUGGAGCGGGACCGCCUCCUCCUGGUCUCAGAGAAGGAGGAGCUGCUGAAGGAGCUGCAGUUUGUGUCGCCGCGGCGACGCUCACCGCAGGAGCUGCAGAAGCUGGAGGAGCAACGGCUGCAGCUGGAGGAGGAGCUGGAGGCGGUUAGACACGCUCCUAGCCACGCCUUGUCACAGAGGUUGAAGGUUCAGGAGCGACGCCGUGUCCUGGUCCAGAAGUUGGAGGAGUCCACCAGACUCACCAGUCUGCUCCACUCUCAGCUCAAGAGCCUUUCGGCCAGCACAUUGUCCGUGUCGUCAGGCAGCAGUCUGGGUUCUCUGGCCUCCAGUCGAGGCUCCCUCAACACCUGGAGCAGUUCCCGGGGGUCCCUGUCCUCCCUCACCUCCACAGACCUGUACGCGCCCCCCCAGGAUCCCUCUGCAGCCCCCUCUCCCCUCCCCCUGGACCUGGAGCUGGGCUACCUCCUCCUCCACAACCCCCCUCCGCCCCCUCCUCCUCUCUCCUCCUCUUCCUCUGCUCUCUACACCCCCCAUGGACAAAUCACCACCAUCCAUGAGCACGAGGUGGCGGCUGAUUCGACCGCGCUGGCGCCACUCGCCGAUCCCACCCUGAGUCCCGCCCAGCUCGCUCCUCUCGGCCAAUCGAAGCAACCGGAGGUUCAAACGGCCAAAUCGCUGGCGUCGCUCUCCUCGAGGUCAUCGCUCUCGUCCCUCUCGCCGCCCGGUUCGCCACUAGUGCUCGAUGGAUCUUUCCUCCCGCCUCCUGUGGCCAAUCAGGACUUUGGAGAGGACGAGGGGGCCGGGCUGAGGUUCUACGAUGGACAGGGCGUGUUUGAGGCGGAGGAGAAGGACGGGGGAGAGGGGGGGAGGAAGAGGGAGAUAGACACCCUCCAGGAGAGCAUCUCAGAAGUGCUGGUGCAGUCCAGAGGGGUGGAGGACAGGCCCGUGUGUGUGUCUGCUGCUGUGUCAGACGAGUCUGUCGCUGGGGACAGUGGAGUCUACGAGGCAUCCAGCAAACGGUCCAUGGAGACAGACACCGACCAGGUUGUCUACAUAGAGGAUGAAGCAGCCCUCUCAGAAUCCACCCAGAUCCAGAUCGCUCUUAAGUUUGACGCGGCCAGCUCCAGUCUUGUCCUGGUCGUCAUUCAGCUGCAGAAUCCUGCUGCCUUGUUUCUCCAUCCCAGCUCCAGGAUCUACAUGAGGGUAGCGCUCCUCCCGUGCUCCAGCGACGUGCCCAGCCUGUUCAGGACCCGCCUGGUGUCCCCUGCUGGGCUCGACCACACGCUGCUCUUCAACGACGUGUUCACAGUCUCUGUCCCCAGCUUGGCCUCGCUCCGCAGGAAGACCCUCCACAUCCACGCCUGCUGUCUCAGCCAGGGCAGCUCCGAGGACUGUCUGGCUGGGACCCAGGUCAGUCUGGCAGAGGCAGGUCUCAAUGGAGACCUGGUCAGUGUCUGGUACACCCUGCUGACCCCAGAGAGACCCACACACCCAGGGCCAGAGCUGGGCUCGGAGGGAGAGCGGGCCCACAGGAAGUGGCCCGUCUCUGGGGAAGACCUUCAGCCUGCUCCCCUUCUGGACCUGGAUGCUGUAUCUAUCCUGCUUCAGAGGACUUCUACAGAGCUGGAAGCUGUAGAACAGGAGCUGGGCCUGGAGGACCGAGACACACACAACCACUGGCUGAGCAUGCUGGGGGAGGAGCCUCCGAUUGAUGGCGUGGAGGAAGAGGAGGAUGGAGAAGAGAGAGGAUCGUCUGCCCACAGGGGGGCGUGGCCGGGCUCUGGCCAGGCCGGAGGGGAACAGAGGGAUGAAGGAGAGGAGGGGUGGUGUGCAGAAGAGACGGAGGAAGACGACGAGUGUCUUCCGGGAGAAGGGGAGGAGGAAGAGGAAGAGAGCAGCUGUAAGGAGAGACGACCUAGAGAUGAAGGACCGGCACUGGUGGACAAGGAGACGAACACAGAGGCCUGCGUCCAGCGGGGGGUGGUGGCGAGGGACAGGCCACGCCCCCCCAGGGGCUUUGUACGGAACAGCGUGAUCAUGAGGUCCCAGACCUUCUCUCCUGGGGAACGCAACCAGUACAUCUGCAGGCUGAGUCGCAGUGACAGUGACAGCUCCACGCUGGUCCGCCGGGCUCCGUUUGUGAGGAACGCCUCGGAGCGACGCAGCCUGAGGGUCAGGAGGGCGAGCAUAGAGCUGGGGGGUCCUCACCAUGGUGGUGUUCCCCAGCAGCAGGGGGCCGCGGAGGGGGCAGCGGCCUCCAGGACCUCGCUGGACUUGGAGCUGGCGCUACAGGCCUGGAGAACCAGACACAGCAGGCUGGCUGACGAACUGCAGGCCCUGAGGGAGCUGCGUGCCCAGCUGGAGGAGCUGAGGAGCAGGGGAGAGACUCAGCUGCCGGCAGUCAUCCUGGAGGACCAGCGCUUCACCAGGCUGCUGCAGCACGCUGCCAGACAGAUGGACCAGUCCAGAGAGCAGCAGCGAGCAGAGCUGCGAGCUGAUAGGCUGUUGAGGAGAGCCAAUAAGGAUGUGUGUCGGCUGCGGGAGCAGAACCAGAAAGUGCCCGCCCGGGUCCUCUCCUUCAGAGAGAAGAUGUCCUACUUUACCAGAGUCAGGAUCAGUAUACCUUCUCUACCUGCACACGACGUCUGACGUUUGACCUUUCAUUGACAAAAUAUGAAGUAUUUUUACAUUUUUUUGUAGCACAGAGUAUUUUAAUGUUAGUGUAGUUACUAUGACAUGGAAAUCAAGUAGCUGUUCACCAAAGUGGCUGAGUAUGUAUUCUGUAUUUCUGUACAUAUAGCGGAGAUGAAGUGUUUGUUGUGACCAGAGAACUAAACCAUAGUUGAACCUGGUCAUGUGUCAAUGACACGCCUGUACAGUUUUGUAAAAGUAUGUGAACUUGGAGGUGAUUUUGUGUGUAUGAGUGUAUCCAACCAGACUCAGAUAGUAUUUGAUAUUGUUUUAUUAGUUAGUUUGAUUACUGUUUGACUAGCUGAAACAAGCACAGCUGAAGUAUUUAAAAAGGAAAUCAAACACUAUUUGGCUGGUUGGGUCUGGUUGAGUCUGGUUGGGUUUGGUUGGGUCUGGCCCAAACUGUUGUCCUGCUGUUUCUUUGUCUCCCUCUUGGGGUUUACAGAGGAACUGCAGCACAGUACACAGUACUGGGUUGAGUAUCAGUGUUAGGUGUGUGUGUGUGUGUGUGUAUUCUCAGUCAAGUUAGAAGGAAACUUAAAAUAUAAGUGUGUAUUAUUCUGUCCAAAACUGGUGCUUUGCCCCACUUGUCAGAACACAAUUAUUAUUGUAUUCAAAUGUAUCAUUAUUAUGAUGUAUCUUUAUACUGGGUAGCUAUCUUGAUCAGAUCCAGAAGAAAGCAUGUAAAACUACAAUUAUAUGUCAAACAAAACAACAAAAACCUACGGACAGCAAAACUACCACCUGCAGUGUUUAUAAGAAAAUGAAUGACUAAUGUCUUUUUAUGAAGGUUUCAGUAUCUGAUAUCUGUCCAAAAUGUUCUGCAACCUCCACUUAUUCUAUUUAUUUAGGUUCUAAAAUGGGUGUCUGUGACUUCCUGUAGUGGUUUGUUUCCUGUCUGCCUUUGUUACUGUAGAGACGCAGCUUCGAGGGAAUGCUGUGUGUGUGUGUGUGUGUGUGUAGGUGUGUGUGUGUGUGUGUGUGUGUGUGUGUGUGUGUGUGUGUGUGUGUGUGUGUGUGUGUGUGUGUGUGUGUGUGUGGAUUGCAUUGACUGCCUCUCUCUCGUUCUCUGCUCGUCUUCAUCAGCCAACAGUGAAGGAACACAAGCCUAAUCUGUUAAGUGUUACGUUGUCUUGGCGUUUGAGAUGUAGCUGCAAAUGCUCUGUGUCUAGGUAACAGUAGCCUGUCACUACUGGAACUCGGAUGGCAUGUUCUGUGUUAGCUCUGUGGUGAAUCAGACAGUCACUGAAACUAAAGAAAGAAAACAAAUCUUUUCCUUCCAGUAACGAACCCUGUCAGCAGCUUCUGCCCUGUAGUAACACAGCGCUGUCUGCAGAGAAGCUGCCUUUGGUGUCUGUUUAUUUAUUUGUUUGUAUUAUUUUAUUUAUGUUUUUGCUCAUGUACAUACCCUCUCUGGAGUGUUUUAUAAAAUUGAUUAACACCUGGA
This is a messenger RNA of Hypomesus transpacificus, 5316 nucleotides long. It is a transcript of the gene wwc1, whose product is annotated as WW and C2 domain containing 1. Lineage: Eukaryota; Metazoa; Chordata; Actinopteri; Osmeriformes; Osmeridae. Gene Ontology annotation, molecular function: kinase binding; molecular adaptor activity. Bases 177 to 3827 code for a protein of 1216 amino acids. The transcript has 24 exons. Gene Ontology annotation, cellular component: cytoplasm. Gene Ontology annotation, biological process: cell migration; regulation of hippo signaling; negative regulation of organ growth. The record is from RefSeq and is a predicted model, not a curated record.